Molecule: messenger RNA, 423 nt
Organism: Osmia lignaria (orchard mason bee)
Lineage: Eukaryota; Metazoa; Arthropoda; Insecta; Hymenoptera; Megachilidae
Source: RefSeq, a predicted model, not a curated record
AUGGUUUCCACAGAAGUGCUAUGUGUACUGACGGGUUUCCCACCUUGGGACUACCUGGUCAGAGAAAGGGCCCGACUGUUUGAUAGAUACAGCAAAGAGAUAAUAGGCCCGGAGGAACAAAAUAGGAAAGAAAUAAUCAAAAACAUCAAAACAGAAGAACAUGAGAGGACAAUGAGAGAAUGGCAGGAAGAAUGGGAAGUAUGCACAAAAGGAAGGUGGGUGUACGACAUAAUACCAAAUGUUCGAGAAUGGAAAGCGGGAGAUACCCCACCGCUAGAUUUCCACACAACUCAGGCUCUGACAGGACAUGGUUGUUUUAGUACCUUCUUAAAAAAGAUUGGGAAAGAAGAAGAUGCAAAGUGCUGGUUCUGCGAUGAAGAAAACGACGAUACGGCACAUACGCUAUUCGAUUGUACGAAAUGA